GCUAUUGUCCUGCCCAGGGCUUCACACCCAGGACCUCCCUGGCCACUGGCAGCCCCACCAGCAGAACACAGUCCACCAGUCUGACCAGCCGCAGGGAGCUGCAAUGGGACGGGCGUCAUGAAUGGUGCCGGCCCCGCCGCCACCAACGCCGCCGCCCUGGGCCCGGACUGGCGGCAGUUCUGCGAGCUGCACGCGCAGGCGGCCGCCGUGGACUUCGCGCACAAGUUCUGCCGCUUCCUGCGGGACAACCCGGCCUACGACACGCCCGACGCCGGCGCCUCCUUCUCCCGCCACUUCGCCGCCAACUUCCUGGACGUCUUCAGCGAGGAGGUGCGCCGCGUGCUGGUGGCGGGACCGGCAGCCCCGGCGGCGGCUGAGCGCCCCAACGCCAUGGAGCCGGAAACAGCCAGGUCUCCUGCACUCAAGGCGGCGGCGUACGGCCACUCGCGGAGCUCGGAGGACGUGUCGGUGGCGCACGCAGCCGCCAAGGCCCGCGUCCGCAAGGGCUUCUCGCUGCGCAACAUGAGCCUGUGCGUGGUGGACGGCGUGCGCGACAUGUGGCACCGGCGCGCCGAGCCCGAGGCCGGCGCUGCUCCGCGGGCUGCCGAGCCCCCGGCCGAGCCACGCGACAAGUGGACGCGGCGCCUUAGGCUGACGCGGACGCUGGCGGCUAAAGUGGAACUGGUCGACAUUCAGCGGGAGGGGGCGCUGCGCUUCAUGGUAGCAGAUGACGCGGCUGCAGGCCCGGGAGGUACCGCCCAGUGGCAGAAGUGCCGCCUACUGCUGCGUAGGGCCGUUGCAGGAGAGCGCUUCCGCCUGGAGUUCUUCGUGCCACCGAAGGCCUCCAAGCCCAAGGUCAGCAUCCCCCUCUCGGCCAUCAUUGAGGUCCGCACUACCAUGCCCUUGGAGAUGCCAGAGAAGGACAACACGUUUGUGCUUAAGGUGGAGAACGGAGCUGAGUACAUCCUGGAGACCAUCGACUCGCUGCAGAAGCACUCGUGGGUGGCUGACAUCCAGGGCUGCGUGGACCCUGGGGACAGUGAGGAGGACACCGAGCUCCCGUGUACCCAGGGAAGCUGUCUGGCCAGCCGUGUGGCGUCCUGUAGCUGUGAGCUCCUGGCAGACGCAGCAGACCUGCCCCACCCCCCAGAGACAACAGCGGCAGUGGGGGCCGUGGUGACCGCCCCGCACAGCCGGGCUCGGGAUGCCAUUGGGGAAUCGCUGGUCCACGUCCCUCUAGAGACCUUCCUGCAGACCCUGGAGUCCCCAGGUGGCAGCGGCGGCAGUGACAGCAGUAACACAGGGGAGGAGGCAGCGGAGCCCGAGCCCGACCCGGAGUCCGAGCUGGAGCUCUCUGGCUACCCCUGGUUCCACGGGACACUGUCGCGGGUCAAGGCAGCUCAGCUGGUGCUGGCAGGGGGACCACGGAACCACGGCCUCUUUGUGAUCCGCCAGAGUGAAACUCGGCCUGGGGAGUACGUGCUGACCUUCAACUUCCAGGGCAAGGCCAAGCACCUUCGCCUGUCCCUGAACGGCCACGGCCAGUGCCACGUGCAGCACCUGUGGUUCCAGUCCGUGCUUGACAUGCUCCGCCACUUCCACACCCACCCUAUCCCGCUGGAGUCCGGGGGCUCGGCGGACAUCACCCUGCGCAGCUAUGUACGGGCCCAGGGCCCUUCGCCUGGUAAGGCGCCCCCAUCUGGCAGUGUGAUGGCUUAG
This is a messenger RNA of Orycteropus afer afer, 1719 nucleotides long. Lineage: Eukaryota; Metazoa; Chordata; Mammalia; Tubulidentata; Orycteropodidae. The record is from RefSeq and is a predicted model, not a curated record.